UUCAUAAGACGCUUAUGCAUUUCAUAAGCGUAACUUAUGAUUUUCAGAAGCGUCGAUGAAGUUAUCAUUUUUGGAUUUGAAGUCAGUUUGUCAAAAUGGCGAAUCAUGGAAGCCUUGUGUUCAACGAACAGAGAUUAAUCGCAGAUUUAAUUUCGAAUGUACCGGGUGUGUGCAUUGGACUAUUUCAGCAGGCAAAACUACGCUUAAUAGACUUGCUAACGUUGGAUGAAGCUUCUUUUUGUUCGCUGUUUUCGAAUUACUCGCUUCCAUUUGAAAUCAACCAAAUUUGGAGCUGGGUGCUGGAUUGGCGGCAGAGAAAUGUAAGUAUUUGCAUCCUACACCUUCAAAACUGUUUGCUAGUGGAAGAAGUUCCAGAUUUCGCAAGAGGUGGCCAGCUCCUGAAAGAAAAAGCAGUUAGAAUCGGAAAUCCGAUCGAUGAUCUCCGAGUGUUUAAAGAGGAAAUUCAGGAAAGUUAUCCAUCCGCUGAUGAAGAUUUCAGCCAUGUAAACAAACCAGUUAACGAAAUUGAUGAUUCGAGUGAGUUUGUUCUACCAGCACCCUCGAGUUCAGCAACCGGAAAGCAGACGACAAUUACGAACGCAGCUGUAUUUAAGUUUAAAAUUACCACUGAAGAGUCAAAUUUGGUAGCGGAAAGUGCAGAAAAAUUAUCUACAGAAAAGCUCGAGAAAAGAGGAUUAUUUUCACUUCGAAGUACUCUCAGUGAGCCUACAUCAAAUAAAAAGCUUCCUCCAGCUGUACGUACCGUCGAGGUUUUAGAGCCAGAAGUAGCAGAGCAUUUUCCUGCGAACAGAAACGUGGAACAAAACAACGAAAGAGAAGAAUUUUUGACAUCAGCGAACAGCGAAUCACCUCCUUUUCUGUCGCCAAACCAUCUCCGAGCUCUUUUGGUAAAAACAGAUUAUGGAAAACAAGUGUUGAAAGAAGCGACAACGCACAAGCUUUCUAACGCGGGUCAAAAGCUAGUCGUCGACAUGGUUGCCCGAUUCCAUUUAUCUUUGGGACGAAAAACCACUGCAGAGUCAAUAAACGACCUUAGUGAAGUCAUUAUUCGCGUUUUUCCCAAAAAAUCAAAGGAUACAUACUACCUACCGAAAGCUGAUAGAUCCAAUCCUGGAGGAAAAGUUUUUAGCAGGAUCAACUAUAUUAAACAAUUCAAAGGUUCACAAUUUACAAUAGGUCAAUUUAUAACAAUAUCGGAAAACGCAUCGAUCAAAUUGAUUAAUAAUGAUUUUAACUAG
Ochlerotatus camptorhynchus is the source of this 1259-nucleotide messenger RNA. RefSeq lists its product as uncharacterized. The record is from RefSeq and is a predicted model, not a curated record. Lineage: Eukaryota; Metazoa; Arthropoda; Insecta; Diptera; Culicidae. The transcript has 6 exons. Bases 96 to 1259 code for a protein of 387 amino acids.